Molecule: messenger RNA, 402 nt
Organism: Rotaria socialis
Lineage: Eukaryota; Metazoa; Rotifera; Eurotatoria; Philodinida; Philodinidae
Source: the annotation of a GenBank genome assembly
AUGAUGAAUACAAAACAGGACGGUCUUGGUGUCCUGUCCUGUACUACAGGACAAGGUACUGGUCGAACGAAACCUCAAUUUGAUCAUAAACUAUGGAAUGUUUAUGAUCGUGUCAUCGCUGCUGUACCUCGUUCCAACAAUUCCGUGGAAGGCUGGCACAAUGCAUUCGCAACUCGUGUCGCAAUCAAUCAUCCAAACAUCGUGAAGCUGGCUGAAAAAAUUCGUCGUGAACAAUCAAAAUUCGAAGUGGACAUGCAGAAGAUUCUCCAAGGUCAUGAUAUCAAGACAAAGAAGGCCUGCUAUCGAAAAUUGGACGAACGUCUUACUCGGCUGGUCAAUGCAUUCGACGCAUCUCAAAUGGAUCAAUUCUUAAAAAAUGUCGCAGCCAAUAUUACUCUUUAG